Dermatophagoides farinae (American house dust mite) is the source of this 801-nucleotide messenger RNA. RefSeq names its product ribosomal protein L19 (gene RpL19). The record is from RefSeq and is a predicted model, not a curated record. Gene Ontology annotation, molecular function: structural constituent of ribosome; RNA binding. NCBI's taxonomy places the organism in Eukaryota, Metazoa, Arthropoda, Arachnida, Sarcoptiformes, Pyroglyphidae. Gene Ontology annotation, biological process: translation. Gene Ontology annotation, cellular component: cytosolic large ribosomal subunit; ribosome.
CGUUUUUGUGUGGUGGUCUCGCACUCUGUGUGUGUGUGUUGUUUGUUUGUGUGCAUAUUUAGUGUUUUCAUUUUCAUUUCGUUUUUGAUCCACUUUGUGAUUAUCACGAUGAGUUCUUUGGGUCUACAAAAACGUUUGGCCGCUGCUGUGCUCAAAUGUGGCCGAAACAAAGUUUGGCUUGAUCCAAACGAAAAUGGUGAAAUUUCCAAUGCCAAUUCUCGACAAAACAUCCGUAAAUUGAUCAAGGAUGGUUUGAUCAUUCGAAAACCAGUAGCUGUACAUUCACGAGCACGUGUUCGCCGUAAUGCUGAAGCUCGUCGCAAAGGCCGACACACUGGCCCCGGUAAACGAAAAGGUACGGCUAAUGCUCGAAUGCCGGUCAAAGUUUUAUGGAUUCGUCGAAUGCGUGUGCUUCGUCGAUUAUUGAAGAAAUAUCGGGAAAACAAAAAAAUCGAUCGCCAUCUUUAUCAUGAAUUGUACAUGAAAUCUAAGGGUAAUGUUUUCAAAAACAAACGUGUCCUCAUGGAAUACAUUCACAAGAAGAAGGUUGAGAAAUUGCGACAGAAACAAUUGAAUGAAAUGGCUGAAAUCCGUCGACAAAAAGCCAGAGAACGUCAAAAGCGCCGUGAAGAACGACAAAAAACGAAAUUACAAGAGGCAAGAGAUAUGUAUCAAAAAGAAGAUGGUGGUGACAAAUAGAUUGGCUUACGGGCUUUUUUUUGUAUUUUUGUGAACAAUUUCUAAACAAAUUUAAUAUAACCAUCAAACCAUUUGAAUUGGAAAGUGAAAAAUAAAAUUAAA